UAAACAAAUCCUUGUGAAUUGUGAUACAGAACAAAUUUGUGGAAAUUUCCCGGAAAAAGGAAAAAACCCAUAUUUUUCUCUCUUUUCCGAGUCGAUGAUUACUGUUAUCAACUCACGCUGCCAGUGAUGGGUGUUGUUGAAGCCGUGAAAUCUGUGGAGUGGGAACAAGAAUCGUACCCGCAGUAUGAAGAUUUUGUGUUGCUGCCCCUUUUCGCUCUCUUUUUCCCCACAGUCCGGUUUUUUCUCGACAGAUUUGUUUUUGAGAAGGUCGGCAGACAACUAAUAUUUGGAAAGGGAACACAAGUUGUGGGAACUGAGUCUGAGGACCAAAGAAAGAAGAUAAGAAAGUUCAAAGAAUCUGCAUGGAAAUGCGUGUAUUUUCUUUCGGCUGAGAUUUUUGCACUCUCUGUAACCUACAACGAGCCUUGGUUGACAAAGACCAAAUUCUUUUGGAUAGGGCCUGGGGACCAAGCAUGGCCCGACCAAAAAUAUAAAUUUGCACGUGUUGGCUCGAUUGUUUUAGCUCUUCAUGAUGCCACAGACCCAUUUCUUGAAAUUGGUAAGAUUUCGAAAUACAGAGGUGCCGAAGCAUUAGCCAGCUGCUCGUUUGUCCUUUUUGUCCUUCUUUGGGUCUUGCUACGUCUCAUUUACUACCCAUUCUGGAUUCUAUGGAGCACAAGUUACGAAGUUAUCAUGUUUGUGGACAAGGAGAAACACAAAGUUGAUGGACCAAUCUAUUACUACAUUUUCAACACACUCCUUUUCUCGUUGCUCGUCCUCCAUAUUUACUGGUUCAUGUUGAUGUUCCGAAUGUUGGUUGAUCAAAUCAAAGCGGGUGGGAAAGUGAGUGAAGACGUUAGAUCCGAUUCAGAAGAUGAAGACCCACACGAAGAUUGAUAAGGAAAAAAUUAUUAUAGCUUUAUCCAUUUUCAAUAUUUCGAAUUUACUUCUUUGUUCACCACUGACGCAAAAGGAUCUGUUUUUGUUGAGCUGAAGAGCAAUGUCCAUGGCAUCCAACAAACAAUGUCAGUCCACCCCAUACUUGAACAUUUUAUUAAUUAUUUAUUUUGUAUUAAACUAAUUGUCCAAUUGACACCCUUUUAUGGUGGAAAAACUUAUGUCAAAGACUUGCAAAGGUUAAUUUAUGUGCCAAGA
Striga asiatica is the source of this 1155-nucleotide messenger RNA. The record is from the annotation of a GenBank genome assembly. NCBI's taxonomy places the organism in Eukaryota, Viridiplantae, Streptophyta, Magnoliopsida, Lamiales, Orobanchaceae.